Molecule: messenger RNA, 442 nt
Organism: Centruroides sculpturatus (bark scorpion)
Lineage: Eukaryota; Metazoa; Arthropoda; Arachnida; Scorpiones; Buthidae
Exons: 2
Coding region: 21-398 (125 amino acids)
Source: RefSeq, a predicted model, not a curated record
UGAGUCGCGUAGAAAGAGCAAUGAAGUACAGUCCUCAUAUGAAUUUUUGUAUAGAUAAAGGAGGAAAAGGAUUACCAAAUCUAAUCCUUUCAAGAUAUCCAAAAAUAAAAUAUAUGUAUAAUGAACCAGACAUUUGUUCCGUAAGAUCUCAGCUUCAAAUUACUGAAGAACAAAUCAAUCCAUUUACAAGCAGACCAACUCGACGACAGCAAAAUAUAUUACCUCCAGGUGUUAGAACUUCUACAGUGAAACCUACAAGAGAAUAUCCUCUUCCUAGAGCAACGGCAUCGACUAUUAAGCCAACUAGGAGACUCGCCACUUCGACUGUCGAUCCUUCGAAAGUUCGACAUGUUGUUCCUAUUCAUUUAAUAGAACAAGCAAUUAAAGACGCCAGUUAAAGUUUUGUGUUAAUUUUAAUCGCAAUUUAAACUAAAUUUGUGCA